Messenger RNA from Fusarium musae, 1122 nucleotides. It is a transcript of the gene NUO40, whose product is annotated as NADH-ubiquinone oxidoreductase 40 kDa subunit. Gene Ontology annotation, molecular function: protein-containing complex binding. Lineage: Eukaryota; Fungi; Ascomycota; Sordariomycetes; Hypocreales; Nectriaceae. The coding region runs from base 1 to 1122 and encodes 373 amino acids. The record is from RefSeq and is a predicted model, not a curated record. Gene Ontology annotation, cellular component: mitochondrion. The transcript has 8 exons.
AUGGCUUCGCCUCUAUUUGCUGCGCGGGCGGCCCGCAAGGCUGCCUUCAAUGUCGCCGGCAAGCGAUACCUAUCCGAUAUUUCCAUUACUCGAACUGGCAAGCCUAUCAUGCGUGUUGAGGGAGGCCGGAAACCAGGCCAUACUGUUACCGUAUUUGGCGCAACCGGCCAACUAGGGCGAUACAUUGUCAACCGACUGGCCCGUCAGGGAUGCACUGUCGUUAUUCCCUACCGCGAGGAGAUGUCUAAGCGUCAUCUUAAGGUCACUGGAGAUCUUGGCCGUGUUGUCUUCAUUGAGCACGACCUUCGAAACACCCCUUCGAUCGAGGCGAGCGUCCGACAUUCCGAUGCCGUUUUCAACUUGAUUGGCCGCGACUAUCCUACCAAGAACUUCUCUUUGGAGGAUGUGCACGUUGAGGGAACUGAGCGAAUUGUCGAGGCUGUUUGCAAAUACGAUGUCGACCGAUAUAUCCACGUUUCCUCCCACAGUGCCAACUCUCAGUCCGUCUCCGAGUUCUACCGAACAAAGGGUCGAGCUGAGGAGGUUGCCCGACAACUUUUCCCUGAGACCACUAUUGUCCGACCUGCGCCCAUCUUUGGUUUCGAGGACAACCUGCUGCUGAAGCUUGCUGGUGUCACCAACCUCUUCACUUCCAACAACAUGCAGGAGAAGUUCUACCCCGUCCACUCUAUCGACGUUGGUGCUGCUCUUGAGAAGAUCUUCUAUGACGACACAACUGCUGGCCAGACUUUUGAGCUUUACGGACCCAAGAAGUACAGCAUGGAGGAGAUUUCCGUAAUGGUUGACAAGGAGAUUUACAAGCAGCGACGACACAUCAACGUGCCCAAGGCCAUCCUUAAGCCUGUUGCUGAGAUCCUAAACAAGUUCCUCUGGUGGCAUACUUUGUCAGCCGAUGAGGUUGAGCGUGAGUACCUGGAUCAGGUCAUUGACCCUGAGGCCAAGACCUUUAAGGAUCUUGGUAUUGAGCCUGGUGACAUUAUCAACUUCACCUACCACUACCUGCAAGGAUUCCGAAGUCAGAACUUCUACGAUCUCCCCCCUGCGACAGAGAAGGAGAAGAGGGAAGAGAAGAAGUACAUCCAUGUCUUGGAUGAGCUGUAA